AUGGCACUUGAACCGGCAGCACCACUAUUAUAUGCUGGCAUAAUAAUAUACAGUCCAUUGAACCAUUUUGGUUUCAAACAGAGUGGAUUUAGAGGAGGAAUUUUAUUAGGAGGAGUAGGACACAUGGGAUUGAAAAUAGCAAAGGCAAUAGGACAUCAUGUUAUUGUCAUUAGCUCUUCAAAUAAGAAGAGACAAGAGGCAUUGGAACAUCUUGGUGCAGAUGAUUAUCUUAUUAGUUCAGACACUACACAAAUGCAAGAGGCUGCUGAUUCACUUAACUUGGCCAUCCUCUUGAACCUUAUCUUUCUUUGCUUAAAGUUUAUGGCAAACUUAUCUUGA
Nicotiana tabacum (common tobacco) is the source of this 339-nucleotide messenger RNA. Lineage: Eukaryota; Viridiplantae; Streptophyta; Magnoliopsida; Solanales; Solanaceae. The record is from RefSeq and is a predicted model, not a curated record.